This is a messenger RNA of Cylicocyclus nassatus, 819 nucleotides long. The record is from the annotation of a GenBank genome assembly. NCBI's taxonomy places the organism in Eukaryota, Metazoa, Nematoda, Chromadorea, Rhabditida, Strongylidae.
AUGCGUAAGGAAAAUGGCUUUGAGGUAACUGACCAUAUCGCAGUAUCUGCUAUGGGCAACGACAAGCUGACUGAUAUUAUGAGCCGUAAUGAAGCUGCUAUCUGCGGUAAGGUUCUGGGCGACAGCCUGACCAUCGGCAGUGUUGAAGGCUUCAGCAAGGAAUGGAAUAUCAACGGCGAGAAGAUUACUCUGGCUGUAAAAUAUGUUGAUGUGGUUAAGAAGAUUCAGGACUAUUAUAAAAUACGACCUAAUGAUAUACUAAAUGGAGAUGGUCCAGAUGAGUACACAAGAAAGGCUAGACUUGUUGUAAUUUUCAGAAUGCAGGCUAUGCGUGAAUUACUGGAUAUUGUAAAUCCUGGUAAUGAUGAUGUUAAGAAUAUUGAUGCAUUGCCUGGGAUGAUGGAUGAUAUAUUGGAAAAAUACGAUAAGAAACAGAUGCUGGAAGCGAUUAAGGCACAGGAGCCAACAGAUGAGAUGAUAGCUCGCUGUAAGUAUCUUGUUGAGAUGAUGGAGGCAGCGGAUGCAAUAGAUUCAGAGCUUUGGCUGGCGAAAGAGUUUUUAGCAAAACGUGUUAUAAGCGAGAAUACGGAUCGAUGGGGCAGACCAAAGGAUAGAGAUGAAAUGACAGGCCGUAGAAAUCAGACAAGUAUUUGGGAUGCAAUAAGCAGUAUUGGUUCUAGCAGCAAUGUUCGUUUAGGAGAAGCAGAUGAUUAUAUAGAAUUUGGUGAUGAGUUAAAAAGUGUUACCCGAAAAGUGAGAAAUGAAAUGGAAAAGCAGAUAAAGCUGGAUAAGAAGAAGCAUAAGCAGGAAAAGAAGUAA